Monoraphidium neglectum is the source of this 189-nucleotide messenger RNA. RefSeq lists its product as hypothetical. NCBI's taxonomy places the organism in Eukaryota, Viridiplantae, Chlorophyta, Chlorophyceae, Sphaeropleales, Selenastraceae. Gene Ontology annotation, cellular component: mediator complex; core mediator complex. Gene Ontology annotation, biological process: regulation of transcription by RNA polymerase II. Gene Ontology annotation, molecular function: transcription coactivator activity. Bases 1 to 189 code for a protein of 62 amino acids. The record is from RefSeq and is a predicted model, not a curated record. The transcript is spliced from 2 exons.
AUGUCGGCCCCCGAGGACCAGACAGGCCUGAUGUGGAGCGACCCCGCGUGGCCCUGGCGCCCGCUCAACCGCUCCACGGCGCUGCAGUACUUUGAGCACAGCCCGUUCUACGACCCCAACAGCAACAACGCGGCGGCGCGCGCGCAGAACCUCGACCCCUCCAACGAAGCCGUGCUCCGACCGGCCUGA